CUGCUCGCGAUGACGUAAGCAGACAGAGAGGCCCGCCCCCUCACGGGAGCGAAUCAGAGCUCAGCCUGAGCGGGGUUUGGCGGUGACGCUCAGGAAGGAGGUGUCCGGGGGCCGCGCUGUGCGGUUGAAUUUCAAGGAAGGAGACGGCGCAGCCAGCAGGAGGAGGGGGAGUGUGUAUCCGCUUCUUCCAGCCUCCAUUGCUCGCCCUGUGGGCACAGGCCGGCCGCUGGCACCCUCAAGGCUGGACGAGCUGCAUGAGGCGGCGGGGGGAGGAGGAGCAAGCCUGACGGACAUCACCGCUUUGCGCACCAUGGUGUUCCUCAAGCUGCGGGAGCAGCCUCCAUUGGUUCAAGCUAUUUUUAAUGGGGAUCCGGAUGAAGUUCGUGCGCUGAUAUUCAAGAAGGAAGAUGUCAACUUUCAGGAUAAUGAGAAAAGAACACCACUACAUGCAGCUGCCUACUUGGGAGAUGCAGAAAUUAUAGAGCUUCUCAUUUUAUCUGGAGCUAGAGUAAAUGCCAAAGACAGCAAGUGGUUGACUCCUCUACACAGAGCUGUGGCAUCCCGCAGUGAGGAUGCUGUUCAGGUGUUGUUAAAGCAUUCAGCUGAUGUCAACGCCCGUGACAAAAACUGGCAGACCCCCUUGCACAUAGCUGCAGCAAACAAAGCUGUGAAGUGUGCGGAAGCACUGGUGCCUCUUCUUAGCAAUGUUAAUGUAUCCGACCGAGCAGGGAGAACAGCAUUACACCAUGCAGCCUUCAGCGGUCAUGUCGAGAUGGUCAGUUUACUUUUAUCACGAGGUGCCAACAUCAAUGCAUUUGACAAGAAAGACAGGCGAGCGAUGCAUUGGGCAGCGUACAUGGGUCAUAUUGAGGUUGUUAAGCUACUUGUGACUCAUGGGGCAGAAGUAAUGUGCAAAGAUAAGAAAUCAUACACACCACUCCAUGCCGCGGCCUCAAGUGGGAUGAUCAGCGUGGUCAAGUAUCUUUUGGAUCUAGGAGUUGAUAUGAAUGAAUCAAAUGCUUAUGGAAACACCCCUCUUCAUGUGGCCUGCUACAAUGGUCAAGAUGUGGUGGUAAAUGAACUGCUAGAUUGUGGUGCUAAUGUGAACCAAGUGAAUGAACGGGGUUUUUCUCCUCUGCACUUUGCUGCUGCUUCAACACAUGGAGCCCUGUGUCUGGAGCUUUUGGUCUGUAAUGGUGCAGAUGUAAAUAUUAAGAGUAAAGAUGGGAAGACUCCUCUUCAUAUGACUGCCAUCCAUGGUCGCUUUUCCAGGUCGCAAAUAAUAAUCCAGAAUGGAGCAGAGAUAGACUGUGAAGAUAAGAAUGGAAACACACCAUUGCACAUAGCAGCUCGAUAUGGCCAUGAGCUCCUCAUUAACACUUUAAUAACCAGUGGCGCAGAUACAGCAAAGCGAGGCAUCCAUGGAAUGUUCCCUCUCCACUUGGCUGCACUGAGUGGUUUCUCAGACUGCUGCAGAAAGCUCCUUUCUUCAGGGUUUGACAUAGAUACUCCAGAUGACUUUGGCAGGACUUGUCUACAUGCAGCUGCAGCUGGAGGGAACCUGGAGUGUUUGAAUUUGUUGCUGAAUACAGGUGCAGAUUUCAAUAAAAAGGAUAAGUUUGGGAGAACACCACUGCACUAUGCUGCUGCCAACUGUAACUAUCAGUGCCUAUUUGCACUUGUGGGAUCUGGAGCCAGUGUCAAUGACCUUGAUGAGAGGGGCUGUUCCCCACUGCACUAUGCAGCUGCAUCAGAUACAGAGGGCAAGUGCCUGGAAUACUUAUUAAGAAAUGAUGCAAACCCAGGGAUCAGGGAUAAACAAGGGUUCAAUGCAAUUCAUUAUGCAGCGGCUUAUGGACACCGUUUAUGUCUAGAACUGCUUAUGGAAACAUCAGGUACAGACAUGCUGAAUGAUGCAGAUACCCGUGCUCCAAUAAGUCCAUUGCAUUUAGCGGCUUACCAUGGGCACCACCAAGCAUUAGAGGUGCUAGUACAAUCUUUGCUUGACUUGGAUGUCAGGAACAGCACUGGAAGGACUCCUCUGGACCUGGCUGCUUUCAAAGGACAUGUUGAAUGUGUAGAUGUUCUCAUCAACCAAGGAGCAUCAAUAUUAGUAAAGGACUAUGUUGUGAAAAGGACUCCUAUUCAUUCAGCAGCAAUCAAUGGGCAUUCAGAGUGUUUGAGACUCCUGAUUGGAAAUGCGGAUAUUCAGGCUGCAGUGGAUAUUCAUGAUGGAAAUGGACAGACUCCGUUGAUGCUCUCUGUCCUGAAUGGACAUACAGAGUGUGUUUAUUCGUUGCUGAACAAAGGAGCCAAUGUGGAUGCCAAAGAUAAAUGGGGAAGAACUGCACUGCACCGAGGGGCAGUGACUGGGCAUGAGGAGUGUGUGGAGGCAUUGCUACAACACAAUGCAAAUUUCCUACUGCGGGACUGCAGAGGAAGGACACCCAUACAUUUAGCUGCAGCAUGUGGACAUAUAGGAGUUCUAGGUACUCUUUUGCAUACUGCGUCCUCUGUAGAUGUUGUUCCUGCAAUAGCUGACAAUCAUGGAUACACAUCUCUUCACUGGGCUUGUUAUAACGGUCACGAUGCCUGUGUAGAGUUGCUGUUGGAGCAAGAAGUGUUUCAAAGAAUGGAAGGAAACUCAUUCAGUCCUCUGCAUUGUGCAGUCAUAAAUGACAAUGAAGGCGCUGCAGAAAUGCUCAUAGACACAUUAGGUACAAGCAUUGUGAAUUCAGUGGACUCAAAAGGAAGGACGCCCCUUCAUGCUGCAGCUUUUACAGACCAUGUUGAAUGUUUGCAGCUUUUGCUCAGCCAUAACGCCCAGGUAAAUGCUGUGGAUUCUUCUGGAAAGACACCACUAAUGAUGGCUGCUGAAAAUGGACAAACUAAUGCAGUAGAGGUGUUAGUUAGCAGUGCUAAAGCUGAUCUCACAUUGCAAGAUAACAAUAAAAAUACUGCACUACAUUUGGCAUGCAGUAAGGGUCAUGAAACCAGUGCCUUGUUAAUACUAGAGCAAAUUACUGACCGGAACCUCAUCAAUUCAACAAACUCAUCUUUGCAGACACCUCUCCAUGUGGCUGCUAGGAAUGGGUUAACGGUUGUAGUCCAGGAACUCUUAGGCAAAGGAGCAAGUGUAUUGGCUGUAGAUGAAAAUGGCUACACACCAGCAUUGGCAUGUGCUCCCAAUAAGGACGUUGCUGACUGUCUGGCCCUCAUUUUAGCCACCAUGAUGCCGGUCUCAUCAUGCAGCACAAUGCCAUCUCUGACUUUAAACCACUACACCAAUCCCUCAAAGACAGUCACAUUUGACUCAUUGCCCCUCGUGAGAAGCGAGCACAGUUCCUAUUGCAGCUUCAACAAUAUCGGCAGGGAAGAUGGCUAUCCAUACACAGAAGAAGAUGAGCUUAAUGACUCGGACUCUGAGACCUACUGAGGGUUCCAUGGGAGUCCAGAUUUUAAAUAAAUUCUCAUUGUGCAUCCAGAAAAAGUUCUCAUCUUUGUGCUGCCGAGGUGGCCACAAAUAUGUAGGUUAACUUACCAAGUUUAUAAGAAAAAGUGGGGUUUUUUUUUUUUUGUUCUUUACCGUUUUAACGUAAACACUGAUGAUUUGACUUUACUUUUAUUUUAAUCUGACCACUUUUUGUUGGAUAAGAAACCUUUCUACACCCCAGUUAGUCUUCUGGAGGUUUGGAGCCUGUGAUGAGAACUGUUCCCAGACAACACAUAGCCCGGGAUGGUUGAGGCCAUUUAAGCAGUCAUUACUGUUUUAUUUAAUAUUUUAUUGUCUUUGUGGAAAGAAACUUUUAUAUGGCAGGGCCUAGCAGUCCAGACAGCGGGUAACUUCAACCAUUGUACAGAAAACACUAUAGUAAACGUUGUAUAAAUUUAAAAA
Molecule: messenger RNA, 3895 nt
Organism: Nanorana parkeri
Lineage: Eukaryota; Metazoa; Chordata; Amphibia; Anura; Dicroglossidae
Gene: ANKRD28
Product: ankyrin repeat domain 28
Exons: 27
Coding region: 311-3436 (1041 amino acids)
Biological process (GO): positive regulation of transcription by RNA polymerase II
Cellular component (GO): nucleus; cytoplasm
Molecular function (GO): transcription cis-regulatory region binding; protein binding
Source: RefSeq, a predicted model, not a curated record